Molecule: messenger RNA, 1619 nt
Organism: Quercus robur (English oak)
Lineage: Eukaryota; Viridiplantae; Streptophyta; Magnoliopsida; Fagales; Fagaceae
Product: protein FLX-like 2
Exons: 5
Coding region: 224-1501 (425 amino acids)
Source: RefSeq, a predicted model, not a curated record
CUCACCCAGGCCACAUAGUACCAAUUUUCACUGUUUCUAGAAUCAAGGAGCCAAUUGCUCCUCUUGCUCUUUCGCUGCGUUAAGAAAGAAACAAACAAACAAACAAAAGCUCCAAACAAUCUCCAAACCCCAAAGCUCUCUCUCUCUCUCUCUCUCUCUCCUAAUUCAUCAUCGUCCAAUCGAUUUCCGGUUGCUCAGUGCAGAUUAAAAUUAACUACUCAAAAUGGGAAGCAAAGGUCGAAUACCACCUCCUCAUCUAAGGCGUCCUCUUCCAGGCCCUGCAAUGGCACAUCCAGAGCCAUAUGGUCAUGGCAUACAUCCUCCACCAGGUGGCUUUCCACCUUUUGAUAUGAUACCUCCCCCCGAAGUUAUGGAACAGAAGUUAGCAGCACAACACAUGGAGAUGCAGAGACUUAUCAUAGAGAACCAAAGGCUUGCUGCCACCCAUGUGGCCUUGAGACAAGAACUUGCUGCUGCACAGCAUGAGCUGCAGAUAAUGCACGCUCAAAUAGGAGCUGUAAAGGAUGAGAGAGAACAACAGAUGAGGAGCCAUAUGGACAAGAUUGCCAAGAUGGAAGCUGAACUGCAAUCAGCAGAGCCUGUUAAGUUAGAGUUACAGCAGGCACGAGCAGAGUCCCAGGGCUUGGUUGUAGCAAGGCAGGAACUUCUUGCUAGACAUCAGCAAUUGUCUCUAGAUCUUCAGAGGGCUCACUCAGAUAUUCAGCAGAUUCCUGCUCUUGUUUCAGAACUUGAGAGCCUCAGACGGGAAUAUCAGCACUGUAGGGCAACUUAUGACUAUGAGAAAAAAUUGUACAAUGACCACCUUGAGUCGCUUCAGCUGAUGGAGCAAAACUACAUUACCAUGUCCAAGGAACUGGAGAAGCUUCGAGCAGAGUUAUCGAAUAGUGCUAACACUGAUAGAAGAACUGGUGGUCCGUAUGGUGGCACACCUGGUAAAAAUGAGAAUGAGGCUUCUGGGAAUCCUGUUGGACAAAAUACUUAUGAAGAUGGCUAUAAUAUUCCCCAGGGACGUGGCCCUCCUGCUAGUGUUGGUGUUGUUGCUACAGCAGCUACUGCUGCCGCAGGCACUCCUGCUUAUGUUGGAGCUCAAUCUGGGCAUGCCCCUGCAAGGCCAGGUUAUGAUGUACCAAGAGGAGCUGGAUAUGAUCCAUCUGGAGGGCCUAUCUAUGAUGCCCAAAGGGGACCUAGUUACGAUACUCAGAGAGGACUUGGUUAUGAUAUGCAGAGAGUGCCUAAUUAUAAUGCACAGAGAGGAGCCAACUAUGAUGCACAGAGAGGGGCUAUUUAUGAUGCACAGAGAGGACCUAUUUAUGACGCAUCCAGGGGUGCUAGCUAUGAUGCACAGUCCAGAGGUGCUGCUGGGCCUCAUGGACAUGUGGCACCUCCAAACAAUGUGCCUUAUGGGUCUGCAACACCCCCUGCCCGUGGUACAAGUGCAUACGAUGCACCACCUCGAGGUGGAAACCCUGUUAGGAGAUGAAUGUGAGGCAUUGCAGUAAUAUUGACGGCAUUUUUUUGAGAAAAAGUUAGUGAUUGUAUCUGAUUUUCACCAUAUUUGAUAGCAUUAAUCUUCCAAAUUUAUGCAUUUUUUUAUACCA